AUGGAGUUAUUUAUUAUGACUUGCACAUACGUUUACAUUGUGUGCCAGCAGGAUUUUCUCGAUUUUAGCGCCACGGUUAGUGGCUGCGAGUUAGCUAUCAAAUGCAAGUCUUUUUCAUAUUCCUCUGCGGAUGACGCUCCGCUUCCUCCGGAUUUCACCAAACCGAAGAAGGUCUCUCCGACGCCUGUAGAUGACGCACCCUUGCCACCCGAUUUCGUCUCGCAGAAGAAGCCCGUGCAAAAGGCCGAGGAUGCUCCUCUGCCUCCAGACUUUAUCGCCCCGAAGAAAUCUGUUCCUGUAACAGAUGAUGCUCCUCUGCCUCCAGACUUUAUCGCCCCGAAGAAGUCUGCUCCGGUAACGGAUGAUGCUCCUCUACCACCUGAUUUCGUGGCUGCAAAGAAGUCUCUACCCGAAGCCGAUGAUGCGCCCCUUCCUCCGGAUUUCCUCACCAAGCCCCCGAAGCACGAGGCCGUGCCAGAAGAUGCGCCUCUCCCGCCAGACUUCACUGCAAAGCCAAAGGCCGAACCUUACGAGGAAGCGGUGCCCGUGCCUGAUGACUCUGACGAAGCCGGCAUCUCUGAAGUUGACUCUGAUGAAGCUGGCCUCUCUGAAGCUGAGUCUGAAGAAGCUGAGUCUGAGGAAGCCGACGGGUCAGAUUUCAAUGAUAGUGGCGAGGAAAUUACCCACGACGAGGCUACUACUGUCAAGCCCGAGCCAUCGGCCCAGAGUUCGUUUGUCUCUGAGCAGAGCUCUACGGGAGGAUUCUUCAGUAGCCCUGCUCCAAAGACGGAGAAGAAAGGCCACCAUCCUCGGCAGCUCUUUGGAGAAAUAUCUAAGCAGCCGGUUCUUCGUCCCCCGGGUCCCGUUCCCCGAGGCAACCGCGAGCCUUAUCGGUCACCCAGUCCGGUUCGUGCACAGCGAAAGGGUGUGUUGGCUACAAAGGCUCAUGGCCGCAAGGGUUCUGCAAGCGCGUUGCAUUCGCGCAAGGCGUCCCUUACCGAAAUCGCCAAGAGAGAUGGCCGCUUGAGGAAGGCUAGCGAUGUGGACCGUGAGGAGCAAGAGAGACAAGCACGGGCACAUGCAGAGGCUCAGCUACAAGAAGAAGAUGUCCUGUCCCUGCCAGACGAGGGCGAUGACGAUAGACUUCGUGAUGAAUUGGCUCAGCCGGUCGAGCCUGUUGAUACCCUAGACCCAUUCUUGCCACACCAGAACUACAUGGGUGAGGCUGCGAAGCCCGGAAUUGCGGGUCAAAUUGAGCGGAUCUAUCGUGACAUUAACUCCAUGGUUGACACGCUGGGAAUCAAUGCUAGGUCAUUGGUGGGAUUCCUUAUGCACGAGCAACUCAACAAGCAGGGCUCCGAUGUUGAUGAGUGGGUGAUGGUUCUCACAGGCGAUCAGCCCGCCGAUAUCCUCGACAAGAAGAUGUCUCUGAAGAACAUUGAGAAUUUCGACAGCGUGGUUGAUUCACUGGCCCAACUAUUGGAUAGCCAGCGUGUCCAGGGUGUCGAAGAAAAGUUGAACGAAUGCCGUGACCUGCUCAUGAAACGAAUUGUCACCCUACGAGGCCAGUUCGCCAGCAUUCGCAAGACUCUCGACGCUCACACAGACACCGGGGCUAUCCUCGAAGCACCACUCUCUGCCGAGCAAAGUGCUCUCCAGCAUGAUCUGCGCACGACCUUUACAGACCUCCAGGCCAAAACCGCCGCCCUGGAACAAGGUGUGUCCCUCCUGCGCGCCAAGAUCGCGGACAUCCCGCAGGCGAACGGAUCAGUCCGAAAUCGCCCAACUGUUGAAGCCGUCACUAAGACCAUUGCUACUAUGACGAGCAUGGCCGAGGGCAAGAGCACCGAUAUCGACGUCCUCGAGUCGCAGAUGCGCAGGCUCGGCAUCGACAUCGCUAUCGCCGGACCCCCGAGUCGCGAAGGCUCACCCUUUACCACUCCUCGCAAGAACCUCGUCGGUCGUAUCCCCAUCACCCCUGGCUCACGCGGCUCGGUUGACGGCAGCGCCUACCACACCCCUGAGUCCGCCUCGCGUGGCAUCAACUUCCGUUCCAGCGUCAACGGCUGGGUCCGCCACAGUCGUCUCCGCGACGUGGAGGGUCCUGGUGAGCUUGCUGUGCCUCAGGAAGACGCUAGCCAGUACCAGGCGAAGCGCACGCGUCGUCAGCACCUGAAUGUCUGCUUGAAGAAGGUGUUCGAGGAUAAGUCUAACAAGGUGCGCGACGCUGAUGACUGGUAG
Messenger RNA from Penicillium bovifimosum, 2241 nucleotides. Its product is annotated as coiled-coil domain-containing protein. The record is from RefSeq and is a predicted model, not a curated record. NCBI's taxonomy places the organism in Eukaryota, Fungi, Ascomycota, Eurotiomycetes, Eurotiales, Aspergillaceae. The transcript has a single exon. The coding region runs from base 1 to 2241 and encodes 746 amino acids.